Molecule: messenger RNA, 8268 nt
Organism: Oncorhynchus mykiss (rainbow trout)
Lineage: Eukaryota; Metazoa; Chordata; Actinopteri; Salmoniformes; Salmonidae
Source: RefSeq, a predicted model, not a curated record
UUUCUAUUUAAUCAUGGCACCAUUAGGGAGGGGAUGGGAAGAAAGUGCUAAGCUACCCGAAACAUAAACCAAGUCGGCAUUUGCGCUGCACCGGAACAAGUAAGCACGCCAUCCUCUGUGCACACUCACCCACCAGAGGAGGCCAGCCCAGCCGGGACCAUGAGCGAGCGUGGCCCUCGCACGGAGGCCUCCAUGUUUUUGCAGGUGGAGGUGGACCACCUUGAGCGCGAUGACAAAGAGGACAACGAUGAAGACAAGAUGGCGCACUACGACGACGACGACAAAGAUGACGAUGACCUGAUGUCGGCACCCUCGGGCUCCCGCGUCUACGACCGCACUACGGUGCUCAUCGAGCAGGACCCCAUCCGGCUGGACGAGGAGGGAGAGGAGGACCAUGGACACUGUGUCGGGGGGGACCACGACGAUGGGGGCACUUUCCUGGUUGAUGAAGAGGAGGAGGAGGAAGAUGAGGAAGGCUCUAUGACCUUCAUGGGCGACCAGGACGGCAUGUCGCAGGGAUACGUGCAUCACACCAUCUCGCCCGACCAGAUCCAGUUCAUCAUCAACCCGGGGUCCAUGGCCAUGCCACGCAACAUCGAGGGGGCCACCCUCACCCUGCACUCGGAGUGUCCGGAGACCAAGCAAAGAGAGGUGAAGCGGUACCAGUGUAUGUUUGAGGGCUGCACACGGACCUACAGCACGGCGGGCAACCUGCGCACACACCAGAAGACCCACCGGGGCGAGUACACGUUUGUGUGCAACCAGUUGGGCUGCGGCAAGGCCUUCCUCACCUCCUACAGCCUGAAGAUCCACGUGCGCGUUCACACCAAGGAGAAGCCCUUUGAGUGCGACGUGCAGGGCUGCGAGAAGGCCUUCAACACUCUGUACAGACUGAAAGCGCACCAGAGACUGCACACAGGGAAGACGUUCAACUGCGAAUCGGAGGGAUGCACAAAGUACUUUACCACACUCAGUGACCUGAGGAAGCACAUUCGCACUCAUACAGGGGAGAAACCAUUCCGGUGUGACCAUGAUGGUUGCGGCAAGGCGUUUGCUGCCAGCCAUCACCUAAAGACGCACGUGCGGACACACACAGGGGAGAAGCCUUUCAACUGUCCCAGCAACGGCUGUGAGAAAGCAUUCAGCAGCCAGUACAGUUUGAAGAGUCACGUCAGGGGCCAUGGGGACAAGGGCCAGCCCUUCAGUGUCACCCUCACUCACCCCCUGUCCGAGGAUGCAAAUCAUUCACUGUGCCUCAGUGACUUGAGCCUCAUCUCGACUGACUCUGAGCUCAGAGAAAACAUCUACAAUUCUCAGAACUUGGACUUGAACAAUGUUACCCCCGUGAGGAUCUUCGAGCUCAUGUUCCAGAGUCCGGAGAACAGUGUCAGUCAAGACGAUGCACAUCCUCACGAGAGCCUUGUCAAAGCUUUUGGCCAGGAGACUGGUCAGUCCACCAUGGGCGAUGGAUCCACCCCCAUCUCCUUCUCAUUCUCCCUUGUCCCUUCCUCCUCAUCGUCCUGUUCCCACCCACACUAUCACCCUCACUCCGACACCACCUCCACCACUGUCCUGGAGGCUUCCUCCCAGCUCCCUCUUAGCCAAACCCCCUCUUCCCAACCGCCAGCAUCUCCUGCCACCAUUAGUAAUGUUACCGCAAUCAGCUCCACCCAGCCCCUUGCCACCUUCGUACCCUUACCCACUGCCAUGCAGACACCAGAUAUGCCUGCCCCCAACGUGGCGCUGCCCGUCCAGACCACUCCAAUAGUGCCCUCUUCUGCGCCAGUAUUGGUGCCAGGCCCAGCCCUCGCCAACGCGGCUCUGGGCACUGUAGUUGCUGCCACCCCCACAGAGACUGUGCCGCUGCCGGCCGUGGCUCACACACACACCGUGCCUUUGGCCAGCAACACCAACCCUGCCCUGGCGCCCCCAGCCUCUGCCCCCACCAUCGCCCCAAGUCACAGCCACACCCAGAGCCUGCUGCAGCCCAGCAUCGUAAUGUCCGACCAGAACCUGCAGUGGAUCCUUAACACCGCUGCCAACAGCCAACAGAACCCAGAGCAAGCGCCACACGGAGGUCCAAAAGUGGAGAAGGUCUUCUUUACCACAGCCAUACCAGUAGGAGGCAAUUUAGGCAACUCUGUCCAGCAGAUCGGCCUCAGCCUGCCCGUCAUCAUCAUCAAACAGGAGGAGUCCUGCCAGUGCCAGUGUGCCUGCAGGGACUCUUCUAAAGACAAGCUCUCGAACAAGAGCAGCAACGCCUCGGCAGCACCACAACAACAGCCCACAGUCCUCCCCGCUCCUCUACCACCCUCCGCUCCCGUGGCACUGCCCUUUCCCCCCGUACUCCCCCCGGCACCCUCUUCCCCCUUGUGCUGCCUCCUACCGCUCACCUCGGAAGUGAACGAGUCCCCUCCUCUUCCCCAAACAGGAGCGGUACUAGGACCGGGUAGCCCCUCGACCUCUGUACAGACGUUCCCCCCAGGAGUGGCCACGGCGACCACCAACUCCCCUCCUAUCACGUCCAUGGUGGCCAAACCAUCCGUGUCGGAAUUCCUGUCCCUGCAGAGCCCCGAGAGCACGGCCAACAUCGAGGCUCUGCUACUGGUGACCAGCAAUGAUGACUUCACUCUGGCCACCGCUGGCACCAGCACCACCACCAACCCCUAGUGGACACUCAGGCUUCGUCCCUAUUCUCCACUCUUCUCUUGCAUACUCCCAGUCAUGGAUUUAAAAGCAUUUUUGUGUAAGCGUUGGGCAGAGGGAGUUUCUACCAUUGUUAAAUUAAAGGGAGUGUGCAUAUGCACACAUUAGGAGAGGAUAUAGAAUCAGGACGCAGCCGUACUAGCCGAUUUACCCACUACGCAUCCGCUUUUCAAGUAUUGUAAGUGAAACUUAAUGAGGGGGCUUAUUUUGAAAAAGCAGCUAAAUGCAUGCCAGUCAAGAAGUGUUCUUAAUUAGCUGGCUCUCCAUCAAACAAGACAAGGUCCUAAGCACUGAUCAUUUGAAAGGCCCGAGGAACUAUUGUGUGCUUCUAAUAUGGCGUGAAGCUGAUUCCUGAGAGCAACAAAACAUUGUCUAUAUCCAUGUACUGUACAAUAGUUCUUAACUGUAACUAUUAUGAUUAGUUGGUAAGUGAUUGACCAGAAUGCACUGCAUGUGAAGUGAAUUGGAAUUUCAUCAACUAUAUUUCCUACAAGGAAUUAGUGUUGCCAUUCCCUUAAAAGCAAUGUCUUGCUAAUGCCAUAAUGUGAAGAGUAAUUUCCAGUGUUUUACCUAAAUUAGCUAGUGUAGUCCAGAUCAUUGUUUUGUCUUUUGUCUCACUUUGUUCGUUUUUGUCUUUCUUUACAGGCAUAUUUACUAAUUGAAAAAGAUAUUGCCUGUGACGCAAUUUGCUUGCCUUUUGAAUAUAAUUUAGAAGUAAAUGCAUUAGUGAUAAGCCUAUAACUUAAUAUUUAAUUUGUCAAAAAAAUAUAUAUUUAUUGGAGAGAAAAAAAUCUACAUCACUGACAUUAGACUGUCAUCAAGUCACAGCUUAUUCAUCAUCAUUGUAAUCAUUGUUAAUUCAUUCCACUUUUCGCCCAAGGUUUCUUUUUUAGUCCCCCCCCCCCUGUUACUGAUUUUUGUUUUAUGGAGCCCCUCUGUCUGUUUCAGAAAGCUGUUUCAACACAACGCAAUUAAUUGUAUAUCAAAGUUGUCAAAAGUCCUAAAUUGAGUUUUGGUCAGCAAAACCUCUACACAAUGAAAUCAUGAAUCAAUUAUGAAAAUACUUGCUCACAACACUGUUUCUCUGUGAAUUAUGACCCACUCAGGGAUGCAUCAUGGCAUAUCUCAUUUAUACAGCUUGAGAUUUUCCUUUAUUUAAUAAGAGAUUGUCCAUUUUGACAUUUUAGAAGGCAACUGCCCGGAUGCCCAUCGAUUGUAGUAGCCCCCUUUUUCGGCUGCACUCUCCCCUCUUUGUGCACCGUCUAAUAUGACUAGUUAUCUGCGUUAUUACUAUGACUAUUUAAAUACCACUGCUGGCAGAAGGGGUUUCUGAAGGGUGUUGAUGAUGGUGUAAAUACAUUUCAUUUAAAUAUAUGAACACUUAUUCCUUCAGAUUGUUUAAGAAUGUAUUUGUUUUGUAUAUACAUUUUGAAUAUGUAGACCUUGGAGACUAAAGACAAUACCCCCUGCUCUGCCCUUUGUCUUUGCAUUCUGCCCCCAUGCAGAUGCUCUCACAUCUUAUGCAGAAGAGUUUAAAAUUAAGCCUAAUAAUGGUUAGUUUUAGGGCCACUGGCUACUGUGCAGUCAACAUAGUAUUUAUUUUCAAAUGUAAGUGUAAGUAACUUUCUUAGAGUAUAUGACAAUAUUGUUUCACAUGGGACAUAAUGCAAUGAUUACAACUAAAAAAUUGGAGAGAAGGCAUUAUGCCCAAAUAUUAUGUGUAGAGCAACCUUGCCUUACUACAGGAUAUCUCACUUGCUGUGGCUUACUGAGCAGUCUCCUUGUCUUGUCAAUCUUUGCCUAUGGCUUGAUUUGGACACGCUGCUUGACUACGUUCUCCUGUUUAUCUAGUCUUGUUCAAUGCCUUUUAGCAGCUGUCUACAAGUGGACAAAAUUACAUUGAAAAGAAAUGCUUCAUUUUGUUUGAAGAUUUAACAGAUAAAUGUGCCAACAAAUCAAAUGAUCCCAAUUAUUAUUUUUAUGUAAUUUUUUUGUGAAGAUGUUACUGCAGAAAUAUACUGUAGACUGAAAUUGUUUCUCUUGAUUUUUUGUAGUACUGUAUUGGAGACAACUUAAUACUUUAUUCUACAGAUCACUACAUCAAUGUUGUAGUUGGAAAUUAGAAUUACAUCAACAUUUUAAUUGCUACUUCACUGGCAUUGAUUGACAGCAGCUAUCAUGUUCUAUUAUUUAGCAUGUAAAGGGUGACCGAGAUUCAACCUAGGCGUCAUCAUGUAUCAUAGGAUAACAGUACGCAGGAAAUCUUUGUCUGGCAGACCUGAGUAGGAGAAAUGUGUAAACUAACAUGGGCUUUGCCCUUUUCCUGUUUUGAAAUUGAACUGAUACCAAAACUUGAUGAUAACCUGGAAUAUUGAUUAAUGUAGUUAGCACUUAAAAUUGGGUCCACUAGAAUGUGAAUUAUCAAAUAUUAAAUAAUUUGUUUCUUAUUGAUAUUUAUACUAAAUAAAAAAUAUUAACGCAACCAUUUUUUAAAGAUUUUACGGAGUUAGUUCAGAAAAGGAAAUCGGACGUAUUGCCAAAUUCUCUAAAACGAUGGAUGUGGCUUAUGGUAGAGAAAUGAACAUUCAAUUCUCUGGCAAAAGCUCUGGAGGCCAUUUCUGCAGUCAGCAUGCCAAUUGCGCGCUCUCUCAAAACUUGACAUCUGUGGCAUUAUGUGCCCAGCAUAAGGUGCACCCUGUGUAAUGAGCAUGCUUUUUAGUCAGCUUCUUGAUAUGCCACACCUGUCAGGUGUAUGGAUUCUCUUGGCAAAGGAGAAAUGCUCACUAAUAGGGAUGUAAACAAAUGUAUGCACAAAAUUAGAGAGAAGCAUUUUGGGAGUAUGGAACAUUUCUUGGAUCUUAUUUAUUUUCAUGAAACAUGGGACCAACACUUUACAUGCUGCAUUAAUAUUUUUGUUCAGUAUAGGUAUUCCCCCUGACAAUGCUGGUCAAUAACUAAAUGUAUUGUAAAUAUGAAUCCUGACCCACCCUCUUACUGCCCUCAACAUGUUCACCUCCAAUUCGAUGCAUACCUUUUUAAAGAAAAUAUCUAUGCAAUGAUUUGACUGCAGUUUUCCUUAAAGUACAAAAUGCAACAAAAAAAACCUUACCAACCUUUGACGUCAAUGUCUUGGCCAAAGUAAUUCUGUUAAAUCAAUAUUCAGGUUUGCUAAUGUCAACUUUGAAGGCUCAACUUUCUCAUUUGCGAAGCUCCAUGUACGUAACCAUUUUUGCUCACCAAUCUUUCAGUAUUCAACUUAGCGGUAUGACCAACUUAGCAUCCUAUUUUGAUCACCAUGAUCAUCCAUUUUAUGUGAAGGUCCAAUUUAUUAUGUGUGAUGCAUCAUGUUUGAGGUGGGGCUGUGAGCCUGGGCAUUGAAAUGUUUUUUUAUUUUUUAUUAUUACCCCCAUUGCUUUCCAUUGAAUUGUCUCUUUUUUUUUACAUGUACUUGUUUUGCCUCCCAUGUGAGUUACCUGGUUAAACACUAACUGGAUUUGCUUCGGGAAAAAAUUACUACAAUAUGAUUCUGUUGUAAGAAUUAUUUGUGUCAAAUGUUGUACGCUGCAUCUUUUUUAAAGUUUUGGGUGAAAGACAAUCAUAUUUUCUUGUGUUCUCAUACUGUAUGUGCUGUUUUUGCUCAAGUCAUCUCAAUGAACUUUACGUUAAUCUGUAAGGGUGAUACAAAUUUGGACCCGAUUUGUUAGACCCAUUGUUAGAAUUGAAAGUGCUGGUUCUACCUUUGCUAGAAGAUACUGACCCUACUGCUAUGCUUGUUUACACUGAGCUGCACUAGACUCAAAAUGCAAUCAUGGUUACAUUAAGGCACUGGAGCCAGCACAAGAUAUGGGUGGGAAAACACCUCAAUGCAGGGAUGAGAUAUGCCACUGUACUCCAAAAAACUGCCAUUUUCAUCCUCAUGCUAGCUAGCAGUAGCCACAGCAGCCAUUGUGGAAUAGCAGAUACCCACUAGUUACCACAACCACAAAGUCUAAAUUGGCUGUAUUGUAAAACGUCAAGAAAACAAGCUUUCUUACUGUAAGGAAAGGCAUAAGAUUAGCAUUGCGGUUAAGGUUAGGUUUAAAAUUACAUUUUGGGGAGAGAAAUGGAAGAAAUAGGUGGGGUUUAUGACUGAAACUUUUAUUUUCUUAAUUUAAGGUAGGCACUGUGAUUAGGUUUAAAUCACAGUUUGGGAAGAGAAAGGGCAGGGUCUAUGUCUGUAGUAGCUAGUGAUGACCAAGGGCACGUCACAUUGAACAUAAAAAGCUAGCUGAUUGGCUGACUGCCAUUCCAAAAUGGCUAUGGUGAAUACUGCUAGCUAGCAGGAGCACAAAAAUUAUAAAACUAGCAAUAUUUCAAUCUUCUCUGUGGAUCUGUGUAAAGAUAAAAUUGAGUACAGUAGAAUAUCCCAGAGGUUACUUACCUCGCACGAGCUCCGCAGUGGCCAGAGCAGCAGGUAGCCUAGCGGUGUUGGGCCAGUAAUCGAAAGGUCGCUGAAUCGAACCCCCAAGCCAACCAGGUGAAAAAUCUGUCUGUGCCAAUGAGCAAGGCACUUAACCCAAAUUGCUCUGGAUAAGAGUGUUUACUACAUUACUAAAAUUUAAACGUAACCAUGGUUCUGACCCCAGUAGAGCUGUUUAAACAAGGGUUGAGUCUGUCAUGUUCAGCCUUUAUGGAAUAGAUUUUACUUAACCUUUAGGUUAAAUUGUCGGGCGAAUAACAGCUCAAAUGGGGAUUUAUUUUGUAGCCAAUGGUCAGAUGCUUAGAAUGGUGAGUUCAUAGGUUCAAAACACUGUCGGAGGCUUUGAAAAAGCAGUUUUUUAUUUUGGAAUUCUGUUCAUGGUUAAGUACACAUGAUUAUUUGAGCACUCAAUAUGUAAAAUGAGGGGGAAAUGUAAUAAUCCAGAGGAAUGUCUUCAACACCCAAAGAGUGAGGAGUUGUGAAGGAUUUCUAUUUUUAAAAGAAUGUAUCAUGUGAAAUUGGUUUGCUUACGCUUGUUUUGUAUGAAGUAGUAUUGUAUAAUAAAGCAAUUACUUUUUGAAUUGAGAGCAAUAUAAUACUAAUGAAAUCUUAUCCCAUUUUUGCCCAAGCAAAAAAGUUAGAUAAUCCAUGAUAGUUUUUAUUGACAUACAAAAUGAUUCACAUUACCACCAUGAGUAAAAUCAGUCACUUCGGAGCAGGGAAUGAUCCAUCGCUAAGGUUCUUCUCCUGUGGAGUUCAGAGAGAUACUUCGGUUUGGUGGUUGACACAUUUUUCAAAGUUUGAAGCAUGGAGAAACAUACCCUUAAAAUACCCCGCAGGCCCACCUGGUCUUGGGAGGUCUUCAAGUAACUGUGCUGACCAAAACAAGGAGUUUAUGUUUAGGUAAUAAAAUGAAGUUAAGUCACCCUACUAACCAGAGACCAAUAGAAUGUAAAACCUCAUAAUUCAGUAAAGCACAUAAAUGUAGUUGACCAUAAAUAAGGUUAUUAAUUGUAUUUAGAUGAAGCGUCUGGAUACCUUCAGUUUACUACCUCCAAUUAGAGGUACUUUUUGAAGAAGAAAUUAAAGUCCCAUUGCCAACC